Molecule: messenger RNA, 5554 nt
Organism: Cheilinus undulatus (humphead wrasse)
Lineage: Eukaryota; Metazoa; Chordata; Actinopteri; Labriformes; Labridae
Gene: tnfsf12
Product: TNF superfamily member 12
Exons: 6
Coding region: 605-1345 (246 amino acids)
Biological process (GO): immune response
Cellular component (GO): membrane
Molecular function (GO): tumor necrosis factor receptor binding; receptor ligand activity
Source: RefSeq, a predicted model, not a curated record
AGCAGCAGAGGAAGCUCCGGUGCGCCUCGUAUGUUUUCCUUGCGGUUCCCUGAGUUGAUUUUUUACGGCGGAUGCACGCGGCUAUCACAACAUCAGAGCUGUUUGAGAGCGUGCGGAAAGUUCACCUCCGAUUCCUCGCGUGUGUGUGUGUGUGUGUGUGUGUGUGUGCCUGUGUGAGUUUGUGUGUGUGCUCAGCCUGUCUAAUAGAGUGACCCCCCAGCACGCCGUUUAAAGGGAAGACAAGAGAGCUGAGUCAACGAAACGCAAGGAGAAGGAUGCAACAGUUGAUGUGCGCGAGUAGCACAGUUUUCUGCUGUUUGGAGACGGCGCGCGCACACGGAGGAUGGUGGCUUUGAUGUGUGUGGAGGAAUGAGCGGAUGUUUUGUUGAUUGAAAACCCUCAUCUGUCAGCUUAAAUCAAUCAUAAAGAUCGGCGCGUCCUUAAAAAAGCAGCUGUCCGCUUCUUUUGUGCCAAAAUGGACAUUUGGACAGAGACGCAUUUGGAGAGACUUCACGCGCUGCUGGAAUGGAGUUGAAGCGGGGCUCUCGGAUGGUUUGCGGCGGCGGUGAGGAGUAGCAGCAGCAGCAGUGCAGUCUGCAGCAACAUGCAUCGGAUUCUGCAGAGGAGGCGAGUGCGCAAGCUGCGGGUCGUCUGGGCGUCUCUGGCCCUGGUGGCGCUGUCUCUGGCCGCGUGCAGCGCGCUGUUUACGGCGUGGACUUGGCGGCAAACGCGGGACCUGUCGCAGUCCUUCAAAGUCCUGCAGGACCGACUGGAGCAGGUCAACACGCAAAGGAAAGCCAUCGUGCAGCUCAUUCUGGAGAAACGAGAGCUGCUCGUGGGCCAGAGAGUGAAAAGAGACGGGGGGACGGUGCGAGGGAGGAGUGGAAGUGGAAAGAAAGCGGCGUCUCAUUUUGAGAUUACCAAAGUCUCCUCUCAGCAAGUUGGAGAGGGUGGUGUGAUAAAAGGUUGGGAGGAGAGGACACUGAAUAUGACUAAAGCAGUGAGGUACAACAAGGAACAAGGCAUCUUUACUGUGGAGAAAGCUGGCGUCUACUUCCUGUUUUGCCAGGUGUUGUUCAAUGAGCAGCAGUCUCAGUAUGUGAAGCUGGAUGUGGUGACCAGUGGACAGAGGCCUCAAAAGCUACAGUGCAUGGAGGGAUAUGGGACGACCCCCUCCGCUGGGCCGCACCCUUUCCACUUCCUGAAGCCCUGCCAGGUGUCCGGCCUGCUGCGGCUUGACAGAGGAACUGAGCUGCAGGCCAUCACGGGCUCGUCCUUCAGGCUCCACACUGUGGGCAACCCUUCAGCCUCGCCUCACAUCUUCAGCAUCUUUAAAGUCAACUGAAGCUUUGAGUCUCAUCCGGGAACCCCAAAAAAAAUCACUUUUACGCGGAUGACAUUCUUUUCUAUGUGGUGAAACAGUCAUAAGCAAUGGGGACAUAAAAACGAACCACAGCCUCUUCCCAAAGACGUUAAUUUGAAAGACAGACCCGACAUUUGUGGAAGUUGUUGUGGAAUCUUUUUGCUCUGGACAGCUGUGCUGUUUUGGAAUGCAAAAAACAGACUUUUGGAUUAAAACCAAGACACAAAAUGGACAAAAUUCCUCAAUGAAUGUCUGCAGAGGGAAAAGAUAAUGGAUGGAAUCUGCUCUAUACAUAAAAGAUUUCUUAUAAAAAGGAAAAAAGUUUUCUUAUUAAGUCAUAAAAAGUGCUUACACUCUCUCUGUAUGACUGACAGUAAAGUUGCACCUUCCACUUUUUUGUCAGCGCAGCCUCAAGAAGCUGAGAGCACAUCUGCAAGAGUCAGACUCUAACAUUUUAAACAGCCUUCACGAGUGGUCAGUGAUAUUUUAUACAGUCCAGCGUCUGCGUGUUUGUGAAACCUUAUGAAUCAAGCGUUUUUGUAUACUGAUUUUAACAACUGCAAUACAUCAAGUGUGAAAUUACAAGCCUUUUCUUUAGAUACUUAUGUGUAUAUCAAGUCAAGAGCAAAGAGUGGGACAUUUUAAAAACAUGGAUGUGAAUUUGUGCUCUUUUCUAAGGUCAGAUUUGAUUGUAAGGUAUUAUUUUGUAUAGUUUUGGCUUCACUGAUGGUGAGUUUUUUAUAGUAAGUGGAGUGUACAGUUUUAAAUAUAGCUUUGUGUCUCUUUUGCCUUUGUUACUUGUUUCAAGCCACGAUAAUCAUCACUAACAAAAGAUUUCUGAAUCAUCAGAAAAUGUUUAAAACUGCCCUUUAAAUGACAUCAAAAUCAAGGUGACAAUACUAGUUUAAGGACCCUUGUUCUGGAGCCAAUAUGAGUUAAAUUAUAAAUUAAGUUUAAUAAUAUGAGUUUAAAUUAACUAAUAAUCUUAUUAAUGCUAGCUGCUCUCUGUGGCUGCAAUAAGCCAGUGAUGUGAGCAAGCUAGCUAUUCAUAAAGCUAACAAGUUCAUUUUUAGGAUUAAGACAUUGUUAGCCAUGCUAACAGUUUACAGCCAUGCUAGAAGUUCACUGAGGUUGCAUUGUAGCAGCUGCUUACGGUUUAAUUCUGAUAGCAGCAAGCUAGCAUGAUCACAAGGCUAGAAUGGUCAUUUAGCAUUUAAACUGUUAUCCAGAUUGGUGCCAACAGUUUACAAAAUGCUAACUCUCUAAUUUAUCGUAUUGCCCAGCUAAUGUUUGAGCAAAAAAAUGCCAAUGCCUGCAAGAUGGCAUUAUCACAAAAACAUGAUUUUGGCUGAAGGUUGUUGACCAAGUUCACUACCAUGUUAACUCCUGUAUUUUAGUGCAAAAUGCUAAUGCUAACAAGCUAGCUGUAUCAAAAAAUUAUGUGUAUGUAGUAAUAUCCAGUAAGCUGUUAACAAAGUUAACCAGGCUAACUUCAAAACUAUGCUAACUCAACGAUACACAUUACCAUAUGCUGUAUGGAAAUGUUCUGCAUUUUUUACAGUUUAUUUAAAACAACAACAAAAAAAAGUACUCUUUGACUAUUGAUUUAUUGACAAAGACGCAAUCUUUGGUAGGCCUUGCAGAUGAUUUGUUCAUUGAGUUAAAAAAUGACAAAAGCUACAGUUAAAAUGUUGACAUUUGUGUGUUCAAAGUCUAACUGGAAAGCUACAAUCCUUGUAAUUCUAACCAUUUAAAGAGCCAAUGAACACAAGAGCCCUAAUCUACGAAUCCAUCAAUGUUCCUGCUGAAUCAGAAAAGGUUCCUCAUAAUCCAAACACUACUAAAUAUUUGAUUUCAAGCAAAUCAUAUCCAUAUACAGUAGAUGUAAGGCCUAUUCGUCUCUAGGUUGUUUAAAUUGAUGUAGUGCUCCCUCUUGUUGGUAGUCCUGAGCAGGCACAGUUGGCAAUCAUAUUAUGACCUUUAUCCUUCCCUUGUCAAGGAAACAACGUACUGGUCCAGGUGGCACCAGCCCAUCCUGGGAUGGUAUGGCAUCACUGGGAAUUCAGGACACAAAAAUGAUGGUAAGAGAAGCCAAAUUUAGCAGAAGUUAAAGGUUAUGACUGCUGUUUUUCAAAUUAAUGUUGUGUGCCAAAGCUAGCAUAUUCACAGAGUUAACUUUAGAAUUAGUGGUAAAUAUGAAACAGUAUAAAAAACCAGGUCUGCCAUCAUGUCUCUUCAGAGAUAAAGGAACCGAUGAGAUUAGCUGACUUUUGUUUGCGGUUACUGGCAGCUGGUGGGAGUGACUUCAGGUAACAAAAAUGAUGUUGAACACCAAAUUUAACAUAAGUAAAAGGUUGUUCUUAACAAUCAUUUUAAUUGAUAAUAUCUGCAUUCGAAAUUCACAAAAACACAUGAACCAGUACAGAAUGAUGUCCACACAAGGCAGUUUAAUGUAUGUGUGCCAAAGCUAGCAUAAAGAGAGCUAACAGAGGCAUUAAGCAUCUAAAAUGUUUCGCCAGGUUAAACAGUGUAACAGUUAUCAACCACCCUAACUCUUUGAACCUGUAAUGUAGCCCAGUGCUGCCUUAGCUAGAUGCUAGUUUCAAAAUGCUAACAGAGAAUUUAGCAGGCAAACUGUUAACAAAGUUAAACUUACAACCACGCUUACGCUUUGGACCAGUGCUGCCUUGGCUAUGUUCUAAUUUCAAAAAGCAAACAGAGUAUUUAGCAGAUAAACUCAAGAAGGUUUAACUGUCUGUCAAAUAGCAACCACAUUAAGUCCUUGUACCAGUGCUGCCUUGGCUAAAUGCUAAUUCCAAAAAAGCUAACACAGGGAGUUAGCAGAUAAACCGUUAACGAGGUUAAACCGUUUUACAACCACCCUCACUCCUUGAACCAGUGCUGCCUUGGCUACAUGCAAAAAGCUAACUUUGUGACUUAGCAGAUAAACUGUUAACAAGGAUUUACUGUCAAACAAGCACACUAACUCAUUGAACCAGUGCUGCCUUGGCUACAUGCUUACUCCAAAAAGCUAACUUUGUGACUUAGCAGAUAAACUGUUAACCAGGUUAAACAAUUCAACAAGUGGUAACCAUGGUAACUCUGAACCUUCAAUGUAGCCCAGUGUUGUCAGCGCUAAAUCUUAAUGUAAAAAAGCUGACAUGGUCAUUUAGCAGGUAAACUGUUCACCAGGUUCUUUAUUUUAAAAAACUUUUUGGCUACUUACCCACAAAGAGUACAACCAAAGUUAAUGAGACGUCAAAGAUGUAAGGAUUUGCCAACUUUAUUUAUUUUAAGUCUGGAACAAAGUGGUGAACUCACCAUACAUAGAGGCACUUUGUUAGCUUAGCUCAUAACAACAAAGGGAAUAUAAAGAAAAAAAUACAUGAAAAACGAUUUCUAAUAACGCAGACAAAGCCACCCUGCACUUGUAGUUCUGCCAGUAUCUCUAUUAUUUAUAUCAUUGGAUUAGAUCUUGUAUUAAAACUGUUUUUUUUCCCUUUUUCAGUAAAUUUUUGUGUGUUUUGCUGCUGCUUUCUGUAAUAUUCCUCGCUACAAUGCAAACAGUGUGUAUUUCUAGCAGUGGGUUCAGCACGCCCACUCUUGUUUAUAAGUAGUUUUUGUGGACGGACCACAUUGGUUUCUCCUCAGCACUUUACUGCAGCGAACGUUGUGUUUUUAAUUGGAGCCAAACGUCCAUGUUUUGAAAUGGAAAAAAAAUGUCUGAUUUUGAAGUGUAGACGUUAUAUCCUGUUUGAUUUCCUCAUCAUUUCCCUCUUCCCUUUUUUGUGCCUUACUCGCCCACACACCAACCCCACACCCCCAUGUACCUCAAAUUUCCCUGUCAGCACCGAUCAGACCGCACACACAUACACACACUUAAUCCCCUGAGUGUCCUCUGCAUACACAGACGCACACACCAGCAGCCAUCUAAAUUUUCACUUCCUGAAUCUGAACCUGAACCACAUAGCUGAAGGCCUUUGAGGAAAAACAUGCCUCGCUCUCCACACACACUUAUGCAUACACAGUCUUGCACACUUCCCUGCCCUGAUUUCUAUUUUUGUAAAUGUCAAAGUUUAUGGAAAUUCGUGAGAAAUAUUGUGAAGUGGUUCUCCUAAAAAUGAUGAUGUAUGCAAUGCCUGGACUUUUUUUGAUAUUUUCCUAUCUUCUCAACCUGCUCUUCUUAAUGUU